Molecule: messenger RNA, 1503 nt
Organism: Fomitopsis serialis
Lineage: Eukaryota; Fungi; Basidiomycota; Agaricomycetes; Polyporales; Fomitopsidaceae
Product: MFS polyamine transporter
Exons: 8
Coding region: 1-1503 (500 amino acids)
Biological process (GO): transmembrane transport
Molecular function (GO): transmembrane transporter activity
Source: RefSeq, a predicted model, not a curated record
AUGCAGACUAACGAUCCGAAGCUUGAUUCCGUGGCAGGUCCAGACGCAGCGGGCGAAAGCCGGACAAGUUCACAAUCGCACGAGGACGUUCAGAUUGUUGACUGGGACGGUCCAGACGACCCACAAAAUCCGAAAAACUGGAGCUUUAAGAAGAAGUGGGCCGCGACGGCCAUCGUGUCUGCGUUCACUUUCAUCAGCCCGGUGUCGUCAUCAAUGAUCGCUCCUGCGUCCGAUCAAUUGGCCCAAGAAUUUGGUAUCACAAAUGAGACCGUCAUUGCGUUGGUCACCUCCAUAUUUGUGUUAGCCUAUGCAUUGGGGCCAUUGAUUCUAGGUCCGCUAAGUGAGAUUUUCGGUCGAUCAAGAGUACUCCAACUAGCGAACAUGUGGUAUCUAGCGUGGAACCUGGGUUGCGGUUUCGCACAAAAUACCGGACAAAUCCUCGCCUUCCGUUUUCUCGCAGGCUUGGGCGGGAGUGCACCACUUUCGAUCGGUGGAGGUGUGCUCGGUGACUGCUGGCGACCAGAGGAAAGAGGUCAGGCAAUUGCUCUAUACUCUCUCGCUCCUCUCCUUGGCCCAGUAAUCGGUCCUGUCUGCGCUGCAUGGGUUGCGCAGCGAUCUACUUGGCGCUGGGUGUUUUGGUCGACAACCAUUGUAGACGCUUUCAUUCAAUGCUUGGGAAUAUUGUUCCUGCAAGAAACCUACGCUCCAAUCCUAUUAGAACGCAAAGCCAAUAAAAUACGCAAGAACAUGGAUCCUGAGAAAGCAGAGAAGCGAAUUAUCCGCACUGUCUUCGACAGCGCCGAUAGACAUUGGCAGGCAAUUGUCUCGAAAUCGCUCGUCCGCCCCUUCAAGCUCUUCUUCCGCGAGCCGAUCAUCAUGCUCCUCGGCGCCUACAUGGCAUUUGUCUAUGGCACGCUCUACUUGUUCCUCACGACCAUAGACGGCAUCUUCGAAAAUACAUACAACGAAGCCGUUGGCAUCGCCGGUCUCAACUAUAUUGCGCUCGGUGUUGGCCUUACCGGUGCGUCACAGUUUAACGCGCGGUCGCUCGAUCGGGUAUACAAGUACUUCGCGAAGAAGAACAAUGGAGUCGGAAGGCCGGAGUUCAGGUUACCUACUAUGGUUCCUGGUACAAUCCUGCUACCAAUCGGGCUUCUCAUCACUGGCUGGACGGCGCAAAAUCACACACAUUGGAUUGGGCCAGAUAUCGGCAUUGCCUUGGUGGGCGCCGGGGUGAUCCUGAACUUCCAGUGCAUCCAAACGUACAUCAUUGACGCAUUCACGCUGCACGCUGCGUCAGCGCUUGCUGCGGCCACCUUCUUGCGUUCCUGCGCAGGCUUCGGCUUCCCGCUGUUCGCACCGGCGAUGUACAACGCACUCGGGUACGGCAAGGGCGAUUCUAUUCUUGCUGCCGUUGCCAUCGUCGUCGGCUGUCCAGCGCCCUGGAUAUUCUGGACGUAUGGCGAGCGCAUACGUGCGGCGAGCAGGUAUGCCCGGAAAUAG